CCAUAUGUAUCAAAAUAUGCUAUUUUUGGUCUUUCUUAAGGCUUUUUUCCAAAAUAAGUAAAGGAUGAGGUUUCAAGCGACCAUCAUAUUUGCGACACAUAUUACUAUUUGCACUUACUUUGCUAUUAUUUAAAUACUUUUCAAAGAAAAAGAAAAAAAAGAAGAAAACAGGAAAAUUUGUUCCACACCAUUACCAUAACUACAACGAGAAGAGGAUCUUUUUAAGGAGAAAGCAGAGAGAGAAGAGAGGAGAGUGUGUGAGUUUUGUCUUUUGUUUCUUUUAUUACACACAAAUAGAUGAAACGAGGAAAGCUACUCCUUUUGCUACUUCCAUAAAAAGACGUGCUUCUUAGUUCCCUCUUCUGUUGAUCUCCUCCUUACAAGCUUCCUGCUUAGGUUUUUUAAAAUACUUUUGGCCAUCGGGAAAAUUAAACAAGGAGUAAGAAAUGGUGAGGGGAAAAACUCAGAUGAAGCGAAUAGAGAAUGCAACAAGCAGACAAGUGACUUUCUCUAAGCGAAGGAAUGGUUUGUUGAAGAAAGCCUUUGAGCUCUCAGUGCUUUGUGAUGCUGAAGUUUCUCUCAUCAUCUUCUCCCCUAAGGGAAAGCUUUAUGAAUUCGCCAGCUCCAAUAUGCAGGACACCAUAGAUCGUUAUCUGAGGCAUACCAAGGACCGAAUCAACACCAAGCCGGUUUCUGAAGAAAAUAUGCAGCAUUUGAAACAUGAAGCAGCAAACAUGAUGAAGAAAAUUGAACAACUUGAAGCUUCCAAACGUAAACUCCUGGGAGAAGGCAUAGGAUCAUGCUCGAUUGAGGAGCUGCAGCAAAUUGAGCAACAACUUGAGAAAAGUGUCAAAUGUAUUCGAGCAAGAAAGACUCAAGUGUUUAAGGAACAAAUUGAGCAGCUUAAGCAAAAGGAGAAAGCUCUAGCUGCGGAAAACGAGAAGCUCACUGAAAAGUGGGGAUCUCAUGAAAUCGAAGUUUGGUCGAACAAGAAUCAAGAAAGUGGAAGAGGCGAUGAAGAGAGUAGCCCAAGUUCUGAAGUAGAGACACAAUUGUUCAUUGGGUUACCUUGUUCUUCAAGAAAGUGAAGAAACUACUCUCCCACCAAACAAACAAAAAAGAAACACCCCAAGUAAAAACAGGUUUAGCAGUGAGUGUUUAAGGACAUGUAAAAAAAGUCUAAACUGCUUGUCUUCUUUCUCUCUCUCACUCUCUUCUUUAAUGAUGUUCAUCAUAUUCUGCUAAAACCGAACUGCCUUUAUGUAUCUAUGUUCUUACACUUGCUUCUCUAGAAUAUAAUCAUGUUUAUUGUUUACUUUCAACUUUUUUUUAUUAUAGGUAUGCGAUUUGAUUAAGCAAAUAUCGACUUAAUCUUAAAUACUAAAUUACG
Molecule: messenger RNA, 1390 nt
Organism: Thlaspi arvense
Lineage: Eukaryota; Viridiplantae; Streptophyta; Magnoliopsida; Brassicales; Brassicaceae
Source: the annotation of a GenBank genome assembly